AUGGAGACCACUGGCAAAUUAAACAUGACUUUGAGCACUGCGACAAGUCCGCCUUCAGGUGUGAGCAGCACCUCAGGUGACAGCCUGGUGUCUUCAGAAGCGUCUCCCGCUACAGAGGUACUCCACCUUCCCUGGAACACAGCAGUGACCAGCUUGGGGACCAUCACGUCCACACAGGCGUCCCGGUCCUCUGCCCCAGUAGGAUCAGAGACACCCAAAGGCACCACUGCAGUAGUCACCUCUUGGCUCAGUGGGGACACCUCACUUUCCACACCGGAGGCUGGCCUUUCUGAAACCACAGAGACUGAGCCACGGUCAACGUCAUCCCCUGGCCUGGAACCAUGGGAAACCAGCACAUCCCGGCACACCACCAUGGCCUCGGAGACAAUGAGUGUCCCUUCUCCAGUGUCCACUGGUACUACUGCAGAGGACUCUAGGACCCACGUCAUCUCCUCCAAGAGGACAUCCAUCACUGGCCCUGCUCAGUCCACGAUGUCUCCAGACAUCUCCACAGGAAUCAACACCAGGCUCUCUACCUCCUCCAUCUUGACCAAGUCCACAACUAUAGCCAUGGUCCCCAAAACAGUUGUCCCUGGGACUACAUCACAGGACACAAAGUCUGAGACAUGGUCAACAUCAUCCCAUGGCCUGGAACCACGGGCAACCAGCACAUCCCAGCACACCACUGUGGACUCAGAGACAAUGAGUGUCCCGUCUCCGGUGUCCACCGGUACUACUGCAGAGGACUCUACGACCCACGUCAUCUCCUCCAGCAGGACAUCCAUCCCUGGCCCUGCUCAGUCCACGAUGCAUGCCUAG
Molecule: messenger RNA, 819 nt
Organism: Neogale vison (American mink)
Lineage: Eukaryota; Metazoa; Chordata; Mammalia; Carnivora; Mustelidae
Product: mucin-16-like
Exons: 3
Coding region: 1-819 (272 amino acids)
Source: RefSeq, a predicted model, not a curated record